AUGGUGCUUGUCUUUGUUGGACUGGCAGCCCAUGAAGACCACGUGCUGCUGCUCUUUGAGCUUGAACUAGCAGAUGAGGAGGAUGUGGUGCUUGUCUUUGUUGGACUGGCAGUCCAUGAAGACCAGGUGCUGCUGCUCUUAGAUGAAGAUGAUGACGCAGUGCUUGACUUGGUUGAGCUAGCAACCCAUGAAGACCAGGUGCUACCACUGUUUGAAGAGCUUGAACUAACAGAUGAUGUGGUGCUUGUCUUCGUUGGACUUGCAACCCAUGAAGACGAGGUGCUGCUCUUAGAAGAACUUGAAUGUGACCAUGAAGAGGAGGAGCUGGUUGACUUUGACGAUGCCUGUGAGCCAAGCCAAGAUCCCGACGACGCCGAGCUGGAGGAAAUUGCCGAACUGCUGUGCGAGGAGACGGGACUGCUCCAGCUACUCGAAGAAGAUGAGGCGCUUACUUUCGAGCCAGAAGGGCUGCUACAGCCCCAUACAGUUGUCGUUGUCUUCGUUGAGAUUGUGGUCGUGGUCUUUUGA
This is a messenger RNA of Verruconis gallopava, 528 nucleotides long. RefSeq lists its product as uncharacterized. NCBI's taxonomy places the organism in Eukaryota, Fungi, Ascomycota, Dothideomycetes, Venturiales, Sympoventuriaceae. The transcript is spliced from 2 exons. The record is from RefSeq and is a predicted model, not a curated record. Bases 1 to 528 code for a protein of 175 amino acids.